Seriola dumerili (greater amberjack) is the source of this 4101-nucleotide messenger RNA. RefSeq names its product CAP-Gly domain containing linker protein family member 4 (gene clip4). The transcript is spliced from 15 exons. NCBI's taxonomy places the organism in Eukaryota, Metazoa, Chordata, Actinopteri, Carangiformes, Carangidae. Gene Ontology annotation, biological process: cytoplasmic microtubule organization. Gene Ontology annotation, molecular function: microtubule plus-end binding. The record is from RefSeq and is a predicted model, not a curated record. Bases 48 to 2222 code for a protein of 724 amino acids. Gene Ontology annotation, cellular component: cytoplasm; nucleus; microtubule plus-end.
CCAGUCUGUAUCUCUUGAUUUGAACUUAGCUGGACUGGGAGGCUCUCAUGGACAUCAACGAGAAAGAGGAUAAAGGAGAAGACGACAGCCCUGAGGGGGAGAUGACAAAGGAGGAUGUUUCAGAGCCUGUCGAGGGGGACACCGUCCUGGGCUGCCACACUGCACUCUCUUCCCAUCAGCGGCCGGUUAUCCACCAGGUGGCCUCUGCACCCAUGCCCAGUGACUAUGAGUUCUCCUUCUUUGACCCCAGUGAGCUGCAGUGCAGGGAGGUUCUUCUGGAUCCCACCACCACAAUACCGGAGCUGUUUGCUGUCCUCAGGCAGUGGGUGCCCCAGGUUCAGAAGAACAUUGACCUUAUCGGCAAUGAGAUCCUAAAGAGAGGCUGCGGUGUGAAUGAUCGAGAUGGACUGACAGAUAUGAGCCUCCUGCACUAUUGCUGCAAGGCUGGGGCCCCAGGCAUUGGUGAUGCAGACACAGCAGCCAGCUUUGCUCGCCAGCUCCUUGGCCUGGGUGCUGAUCCUAACCUUCGCUCACGCUGGACUAACAUGAGGGCCCUGCACUAUGCUGCCUACUUCGACGUGCCGCAGCUUAUCCAGGUGGUGUUGCAAGCCUCCCAGCCUGGAGAGGUAGAUGCCACCUGCAGUGACUUUGAUUUUGGCACCGCUCUGCACAUUGCUGCGUCCAACCUGUGCACAUCAGCUGUCAAAUGUCUCUUGGAGCUGGGAGCCAACCCUGCUUUCAGAAAUGAAAAAGGACAGUGCCCAGCAGAUGUGGUGCCCGACCCCCUUGACAUGCCCUUGGACAUGGCAGAUGCAGCUGCUGUGGCCAAAGAGCUCCGCACGUUGCUGAGACGGGCUUUACCAAGACCCAGCUCCCCUCUGCCCCUCACUGUGCAAGCCCAGUCACCUCCUGCUCUCUCUGAUAAGGCCAGGAUACAGCUCGCUACCAUGGGGAUCCGUCUAGGUGAACGUGUGGUGAUUGCUGGACAGAAGGUUGGAACCCUACGAUUCUGUGGCAGCACUGAGUUCUCGGGAGGCCUCUGGGCUGGAGUGGAGCUGGACAAACCAGAGGGGAAGAACGAUGGCUCGGUGGCAGGCGUUCAAUAUUUCACCUGCAGAAUCAAACAUGGAAUAUUUGCUCCUCUUUCCAAGAUAAGCAAACCUCUGGAAAGACAUAAAAUGAGCUCCACAAAAACGUCUACACCCAUACGCCCCCCUCGUCGCAUAGACCUGUCCCGCAUCACCUCCAAGAUAAACACAGGUGUUCUCUCCCGCUCCCUCUCCUCUUCUUCCUCUUCAUUGGACUCUCGACACGGGCCAGGUGCCCGACCUCGUCCGCUACCAAGGCAACGCCUUCCUGCCAGGCAGAGAAGGGAGCGAGCUUCUCUGAGCCCCAGGACCACACCCUCACCAGCCCUCCAUUCUUAUUCUGGUACCACUGUGCUAACUGCAGGUCUUCGAAGCCGAACCCCCUCAGCUAGUAGCUCUGUGUGUGACAGCCCUGAGGUGCGCCUGGGGGAAAGAGUGCUGGUGGUCGGCCAGAGAACUGGUGUUGUCCAAUUUUAUGGAAAGACCACCUUUGCUCCAGGGCUGUGGUUGGGCAUUGAACUGGACAAGCCAAGUGGUAAGAAUGAUGGAUCAGUGGGAGGAGUGAGGUACUUCAACUGCCCACCGAAACACGGCGUCUUUGCUCCUCCGUCUCGUGUUCAGAGGAUCCAUGGAUCGGUCGAUUGCCUUUCAGAGCUCUCUUCCUCACGCCUCAGUCAUCCUUUCAGUGGGACAAUCCGUCGCAGUUUCAGCACAUCAUCGGCCAUCGCCACCCCAAAGGAGACGAGCAGAAGAAGUCCUGUUACCAGGAGUCGUUCGAACCCUCACCGCCGGCGCUGGAGUACCCUCAGUGGUGGUAGCAGCGGUGCUCCUGGAAACGUGGCAGGGUCCAGCCCCUCGGCCAGCUCUGAUGGACAGGUCCGCCUUCACGUGGGCACGCAGGUCCUACUGAACAGUGCCAAUGAGAUGGCGUUCAUCCGUUACCUGGGCACAGCGGACUUUGCGCCGGGCCUUUGGCUGGGCCUGGAGCUACGAAGCCCCAAGGGCAAGAACGACGGCUCUGUUGGUGGCCGCCGCUACUUCACCUGUCGACCCAGCUACGGUGUGCUGGUCCGUCCCAGCCGUGUCACCUACCGCGGCAUCAAUGGGUCACGCCUGGUUAAUGAAAACAGCUGAGGAUUGUAGGAAAUGGGAGUGGGGAAAAUUUGAGACAUUUUGACUUUCUGUUUUGUUUUAGUUUUAACUCCUCAUUCUUUUUUGGCUUGAUUAUUAAUUUUCCUCUGUACAGUCCUCUAUACUCUUCAGAGGUGGUGUGAAUUAUAAUGAUAAAACCACUUAUUAAUAGUUAAACUUUAAACUACUAUAUUAGUUCUGGGAGAAAUGUAGGAGGCAACGAGAAGCACUUUAAAAAAAUUAAUGUUCAAUUCUUGUUAGAAUUUGUCUUGGCAGGAUGAGGAGGGAAAGUCUUAAUAAGACAUAAGACGCUGCACUACUUUUAAUCUGAUUGCACUGACAAACAUCAACAUGUUAAAUCAGAAGAUGAUCAAGCAAAUGGUAUAGAUGUGCACACAUGAAAAACUAUUUCUAUACCCAAAGCUAAUUUUGAUUGCAUCGAGUAGAGAUUUUAUCACAUCAUUUAGGUGGUAAUGUAGCCUCUCUAACCAAAAGUGUCCAUGUGUUUGUGACUGUGUGCGUAUGUGCACAUGCAUGUGUGUAUUAAUUAAGAGCACUUUGAAAGAAGAGACAUGAUUGAUUUUUACAGGGUCAUCAUAUGGCUUUGAGAUAAUUAAUGGAAAAUUAGUCAAAACUGGAUUUUCAGUUUAUGAAUCAGUGUGAAUUAAACAAGAUUUAAUUGAAGCUAGACCUCCAUCAGAAAAGAACCACAUCAACAGGAGUGGUGUCCUCCUACGUUUACGUCAGUAUCUGCCACAGACUGUCCAUUAACCCUACACAGAUAAAUGAUGGUUAUAUUGUGAUAUGGGUUGCAAAAAUCCUACCUGUUAGCCCCUGUUAGCUGUGACUACAGCCUUCUUUGUCAGACUGAUGACAUUGUUGCCGCAGUCUGUAAAUAACACGUUGAAGGUUACUUUGAUAAUUUUUCAGUUGGGAACACAGUUGACGUUUGUAAGCCUGAUUACAUGACUAGUCUGUGUUGGGUUGAGUAUUUAAAAUCUUUGUCCUUCUGACUGAAAAUCAGACUCAUCGAGCCCUAACCAUUACAUCACAUUUUUGCUUUAUACAGCCUGAAUGUGGUAAAAUCUGAAGUUAAUUAUGUAGUUUGAAUUGUGUAGUCUACAAACACCACUUUUGUUAGGAAUUUAAAAGUCCUGCAGUGUGUUCCCAGGUUUGGUAUCAGACAGACAAAAGCAGCUUGAGACAGGAAACGUACAAUCAUCCAGAAGUUUCUAGUACAGAUUUUGCUAUUUGAUUAUAGCCGUCUGGACAACUCGGCAGAGAACAAGCCAUCGAUUGUGCAAAACAGGCCCCACUAUUCAGAAAAACACUCAUGCACCAUCCAAUUAGGGUGUGCAGGCCACAACAGUUGCUGAGGAAUCUCCAAUGGACUUCUCUCAUUGAUCUGUCUGGUCAGGCCCCCUGUGAUUGAAAAGCAGUGGCGGUCAGAGCCCAUGGUUGUCUGAAAUAUAUGUUAGAGUGUGUGCGUGCGUGUGUGUUAGCGUGCGUGUUAAAAGUGCGGUCUUUCCCGGUUCCUAUUGAAACAUUUUACUCAUUACUUUCUUCCUUGAAAAUAGCUUCUCAUUUGCAUUAAGGCCAUAUCUGUGAUAACUUCUGUGGCAUCUGUUAGUGUUUAACAUUUCAAAUUUCAUUUAUAGAUAUAGUGGCAUACUUCCCAUCCCCACUGUAUUGCAUGAGUGAUUUCAAAUUACACUGAUGGUAUGAAAGUCUUUUGGCACUGUGUUCAUGUGGGUAAUAGAUUGUUUUUUUUUUGUUUUUUCUCAUGGAAUUCCAGAUAUGUAUAUUUGAGGUGCGAUUGUGUGAGAAGGGGGUUUGGUCUGAUGCAUUUACAUGUUGUGGAGAAUAACAGUAUUUGUAAAAA